Elephantulus edwardii (Cape elephant shrew) is the source of this 3057-nucleotide messenger RNA. It is a transcript of the gene PMFBP1, whose product is annotated as polyamine modulated factor 1 binding protein 1. Lineage: Eukaryota; Metazoa; Chordata; Mammalia; Macroscelidea; Macroscelididae. The coding region runs from base 1 to 3057 and encodes 1018 amino acids. The record is from RefSeq and is a predicted model, not a curated record. Gene Ontology annotation, biological process: spermatogenesis. The transcript has 20 exons.
AUGCUAAAGCUUAAAGAAGCAUUGAGAGCUGCCAAGGAAGUGAAAGAAGAGAUGGAGGAGAGAGACGCAGACAUGAGCAGCCUGAGCAGCAAGCUCCUGAGCCUGCAAAUGGACAUCAAGAGUCUACAUAACAUCUGCAAGAGACAAGGAAGGACAUUGCAGGACAGUCAGCUCUGUACGGAGGAGGAGGAGGCGAUGCUGCCCGGCAGCCAGAAUAAGAAGCAAGAAUUAGCAUGUGAGGAAUCAGAGAUGGAAUUUGGGUCCAAUAAACACGGUUACCUGAAACAACUACAACAACUGAAGUCAAAAUUGCUGGCCCUUCAGCAAGAACUGGAGUGUCGCACAGAAGAGUUACAGACUUCUUACUCUUCCCUCCUGCAGUAUCAGUCCAUCCUGGAGAAGCAGACUUGUGACCUGGUCCAACUGCACCAUCACUGCAAAAUGAAAGAAGAUGAGGUGAUUCUCUAUGAAGAAGAACUGGAAAAUCAGAAUGAGAGCACAGGGAAGAAGCUGCAUAUAGCACAGGAGCAACUUGCCUUGGCCGGAGACAAGAUUAUCUCCCUGGAAAGGAGCUUAAACCUCUACAAAGAUAAAUACCAGACUUCUCUGAGCAACAUCGAGUUACUAGAAUGCCAAGUGAAGAUAUUGGAGGGAGAGCUCAAUGGAAUUGUUUGUCAGGAUCCCGAGAACAAAGGUGAUCAUUCGAAGAUGUGUAUGUACGCUGCUUCCUGCAUGAGUCAAGACCAUCGGGAGACCCUGAAACGACUGUCUGAAGUGUGGCAAAAGGUCUCGGAACAGGACGACCUGAUCCAGGAACUUCGGAAUAAGCUGGCCUGCAGCAAUGCUUUGGUUCUGGAACGUGAAGAGUCUUUGAUAAAACUACAAGCUGACUUUGCUUCCUAUAAAGCCAUCCACAGGCAUCCUCCUCUCUCUUCAGGAGACUGUGAAGACAUGAAAAAGAUACUGAAGCAACUGCAGGAGCAAAAAGACAGCCAGUGCCAGCACGUGGAGGAGUUCCAGAACCUUGUGAAGGGCCUGCAGAUGGAGCUAGAAGUGGUGUCGGAGCAGAAGAAGAACAUCAUGAAGGAUAUGAUGAGGCUGGAGCUGGAACUGCACACGAUACGGGAAGAGACAUCUUGCCAAAUAGAGAGGAAGGAUAAGGAAACCAUCCACCUGCAGUGGGUGCUACAGGAGAUGGAGUGGCGGUUCUGUGAGAUCCAAAAGUAUGCUUCCGAGAAAGACAAGGGCCUCCAGGAGAAAAAUGAAAUGCUAACCAAGCUACAGAAUGAAUUAUCACAGGCUUGUGAGGCCCUCAAAAAUAAGGAGAUGGAGCUCGAGAAGCAACAACAAAUGGCAGCAGAACAAAACAAGGACGCUAAUCAGGAAACCAAUGAGGCCCUGAAUGCUGAGCUGCAGACACUGAAGAAGUGUCUUGAAGAAGCCAAGCGGCACCAGAAGCUGUCAGCUCAACAAGCAUGUCAAAGUAAAGAACAGGUCUGCCAGACUGAGAAAAAGCUGGAAGAUGCCCAGAGGAAAAUUCAAAGCUACUGUGCCCUGGACAAGGAAAAGGAAGAGACCAUCCAAGAUCUACAGAAAGACAUUGAGACGAAGCAGCAGGAGUGUUCGAAGGCUAGAGAGCAACUAUCAAAUAGCAGGGAACAAAUGGAUGAUCUGACAUUAGAGCUCACUGAAGCCAAGAGGAUGUGUGAAUUGUCAAAAAAGGAAAAGCAGCAAUUGCAAAAGACAAUAUGUGAACUGGAAUUGAAGCUGAAGGAGACCCUAGAACAGAUGAAACAGCUUCAGCAUCAGAACAAAGAGCAAGCCUGCAUCAAAGACAGCCUAGAAGAUGAGCUGCAUGAGGUAAAAAUCACACUGGAGGAGAAACAGCAGCUGUUGAAAAAGCACAAAGAGGAGGGGAAAAUGGUAGAGAAAGAACUCGAGUCAUGCCGACAGGAAGAAAGAAAGAAGGAAAAGACGUCUAAGGAGAACAUGAGGAAGUUGGAAGCAGAAAAGGAAAAUCUCCAAGCAGAGCUGUUGCAAUGUUCUGCACAACUAGAGGCCUCGGCCAACAAGUACAACAUCGCCCAGGAGACGAUUGAAGAGCUGAAUAAAGAGAUAUGUCAGCAGAAGGACUCCAUAAAGAACCUGCACACUCAGCUGGCCAAGGCCGUGCAGAGAGAGAAGGAGUGUAUGCAGACCAUGGUCUGUAAGGAGGCCUAUGAUGAAUUAUCCCGCAAGGCAACCAACUGCCAAGAAGACCUGACUCGGGCCCUGGAGAAGCUCAAUCAAGCAGCCUCGGAGUCAAAGGAUCUGCACCGAAGCCUGACGCAGGCCCAAGAGAGGAAAAACCAGCUGGAAGAUGAAAUCACAGCUUAUGAGGAGAGGAUGAGAAAGCUCAACUUAGAGCUGAAGAAGCUCCAAGGCUUCCACCAGCAGAGUGAGCAGGAGGUGCAUGCCUUUGACAAGAAACUGGAAGAAAUGACCAACCAGGUGUUGCAGUGGCAGAAGCAACACAAAAAUGACCUCAAGAUGCUGGCGGCCAAGGAGGAGCAGCUCAUGGGAUUCCAGGAGGAAAUGGCCGCGCUCAAAAAGAAGCUCCUGGAGGAAGAGAAGCCCUGCUGUGCGCCUUCGGAAGCCCUUCCCUCCAGGCCCAAAGACAACUGCAGGCUCCACCACGACAGUGAUCAGAUUAUGGUCAACAUGGAGCAGUGGGCCAAGGAGCAGAAGAUCGCCAAUGAGAAACUAGGAAGCAAGCUCCGCGAACAGGUCAAAUACAUUGCCAAACUGACUGGUGAAAAGGACCACCUCCACAAUGUGAUGAUGCAUCUGCAGCAGGAAAACAAGAAGCUGAAGAGCGAGAUAGAGGAGAAAAAGCUGAACGUGGGACAUCAGAAAUUACACUGUAAACCCGCAGGCUCCCUGAGCAGAACAGAGCCCUCACAAAAGGAGAGAAAGAUGUGUGGGGCAAUGGGCUUGAGGGGGAUACACCAGGACUCGGGCCAAAGAGACAACAAGAUGGUGGGGAUGCCGCACCACUCAGGUUCCUCGUUUUGCUAG